This is a messenger RNA of Bacidia gigantensis, 4014 nucleotides long. RefSeq lists its product as uncharacterized. The transcript has 2 exons. Gene Ontology annotation, biological process: regulation of ARF protein signal transduction. Gene Ontology annotation, molecular function: guanyl-nucleotide exchange factor activity. The record is from RefSeq and is a predicted model, not a curated record. NCBI's taxonomy places the organism in Eukaryota, Fungi, Ascomycota, Lecanoromycetes, Lecanorales, Ramalinaceae. The coding region runs from base 1 to 4014 and encodes 1337 amino acids.
AUGACUUGGAGCCGCCUACGGCCUGGGAAAGUCGACGAGUCCAAACGCACUAGGAGACACAGCAUCCUAGAUGCUAUCCCACAACAAGCCGAUGAUGCUGGCCAAAAGCCCAACCUCCGAAAGCCUGAGCCUCAGCCGGAUAGAGGAUCAGCUUCUCCUUUGAGACAAUCUAUUGUGCAAUCAUCCGAACAAGCUGUCGACCCUCUGUCGAACAAUUUACCAUCUUCUAUCAAUCUAGAGCCUCCUCCACGACAGCGAUUCAGCUUCCUAGCUAAACGCCAUGUGUCCGAUCCCCAGCUCUCUAGAACCGCACGAGAUCAAGCAUGCGCAGUAUCACCUCCUCUCCCAAUAGCACCUUCAAUCAAAGUGGACGCCAUCGACUCAUCUUCGCAGCAAGUACCUCUAAGUCCGCCUUCCAACCAUGAAAGCCUUCUAGAGCCUUCCCAAAAGUUGAAACCUCAAUGCUCUCGCAAGUCACUACAAGAGCGAAGACACAAUGUUGGCCAGGCCACAAAUGACUCGAGUCGGGCGAAUUCACGAGCGAGGGAGUCGCGAAUUACUUUUGAUGAACCGGAAAAGGGUCGAGGGGUCAAUAGCCCCCCAGCUUACGGCGAUGAAAUUAAUUCUACCCUGGCCUUACCUGUCUCGAGGCUUUCUGAGUCUUCAAAAUCGGACGGCAGCUUAGGAGAGCAUGUGUAUGCAGCUACAACAACCCAAACAGUUUCCACCACAACGACCUUCUUCCGUCUUCCAGGAAGGAAAAAAAACAAAGGCCCCCUUUUUCCACUUCCCGUAAGAAUACCACCGUCCGAGUCUUCCUUUCAUACGGGUGCCUCACCUUCUGCGUCAGCUGCCGUAACGCCUUCUGAAGAGUAUUGUCGCUCAUCCCCUGCCCGAAAACAACCACUGAGGUGCUCAGAAAGCACCGAAGCCCCUUUUCCUUUACCUUCACCAGGACAUCUCGAUGCUUCUAUGAGAAGAGAUUCGACCAAUUCUGCUCCAUCAGGACCCUUGCCCUUUGGCAAAAGAAGUCAGUCAAAGCAGUCUCUCCAACAACAUGCGGAUGAUGAUCCUACAUCUACACCUACACUACCCCAGUCUGGCAGGACAUCAACCUCAACCGGGAGAGCAAGCCUGGGUGGAUUGUUCAACAUGGCACGCUUACGGCAUAAUUCGGAACCGCAUCAACCGCGUUACAGCGGUAGCCACCCUCCCUUGCCUGGCACACCAAUCUCCGUUGGAUCUAAGUCUCACUCUUUCACCAUCAGUCGGGAGCCAAUUUUGGUACCUGACCGCGAAGACGGCGACACACCCGCAAAAUACUUAAUUCGCCUGGAAGAAGCUGUGAGCCGCGGGGCUGUUGCCACAGUCCUAUCUCUUUCAAAUGAUGACUUCAUGAAGAAUGUGUUGCGAAGCUACCUACGAGGCUUCAAGUUCUUCGGAGAUCCACUUGACAUGUGUAUAAGAAAAUUUUUGAUGGUUGCAGAGUUGCCCAAAGAGACUCAGCAAAUUGACAGAGUAGUUCAGGCCUUUGCAAAUCGCUAUCACGAGUGCAAUCCCGGCGUGUACGCCACACCAGAUGAAGCUUACUUCGUGGCAUUCUCUCUACUCAUUCUCCACACCGACGUUUUCAAUAAGAAUAACAAGAAUAAGAUGCAAAAACCGGACUACACGAAGAAUGCAAGGGGCCAGGGAGUAGCCGACGAGAUCUUGGAGUGCUUUUAUGACAAUAUUUCUUACACUCCGUUUAUUCACGUUGAGGAUGAUCUUGAUCUCAAUAGCGAGCGCGCCGCUACCACCAAGCGCAAAAACCUCUUCACGAAGCAAAGUACUGAUGCGGCGGGUAGACCUUCUCGCGAACCUGUAGACCCUUAUACUUUGAUCCUUGACAACAGACUAGAAUCAUUGCGGCCUUCACUGAAGGACGUAAUGGAUUUUGAUGACCACUACACUUACCAGGGAACGGGACCGCCAUGCAAUUUCGGACAGCUUCACAUAUCAUUCUUCAGAUAUGGAGUUCUGCAGAUACUUUCCUCAAGGUCGAGACCGGACGCGUUUACAACCCCUGAAACUGUUGCCAACCCUGCGGACGCUCAUCCAGGAUUAGUAGACAUCAAGGUAACAAAAGUAGGUAUUUUGUGGCGAAAAGACACCAAGAAGAAGAAGACUCGAUCUCCCUGGCAGGAAUGGGGUGCUAUUUUGACCGGAGCGCAACUGUACUUCUUUCGCAAUUCUGGUUGGAUCAAAACACUGAUGCAUCAACAUGAUUCCCACUCGAGAUAUACUUCCAGGGGCUUGCCUGUCGUUUUUAAACCGCCUUUAGAGCAAUUUAAACCUGAUGUCUUGAUGUCCACCCAAGAUGCAGUCGCGUUGCAAGAUACGUCCUACAGGAAGCACAAAAAUGCCUUCACCUUUGUUAGGCAUGGCGGUUUAGAAGAGAUCUUUCUUGCGGACAAUGAAACUGAGUUGAAUGACUGGCUUGCGAAGCUCAAUUAUGCUUCUGCUUUUCGGACCACUGGCGUCCGGAUGCGCGGAUGGAAUGGUCAAAAUCCAGAGAUAUCAGCAAAACAGGACAUUAAUCGUGUUGAUACGGAUAAGACUGGCCACUCUCAUGAGUCCUCUGUCAGCGAGCUUGUGUCUCCACAAGCUCCUCUCGAUUCACCACUGGUGCAGCAAAUCCAAAUUGCUAGACGCCAAAUAAUGACGCAAAAGAUCAACGAAGCUAACGAACGGUUGAAAGAAUUGAACAAUCUUCUUGACGUGCAUCUGAGGAAUGCAAGGCACCUGCAAAUUCUUGCACCCGUACAGAAUCGGACCCGGGAGCGAAUCAUCUUAGCAGCUGGCAGCAUGUCUGCAAAAAUAAAAUGGACUCGAGUCGACAUUUGGCGGAUAAAGUGCUACCACGACAUACUCAUCAAAGAUUUAGAAGAUGAUAUUAGCAGUGGAGGGAGUCUUCAGUUCGCAGAAGGUCUGUCUACAUUACCACCAAAAGAUACUACACCUGUACGCCUAAGGUCAAGGCAACACGAGCAAAGCGAGGACAUGGGAUUGAUUUCCCGGGUCGGAUCAGGUGGUGAGGGGGAUACAAGGCCGGCGACACAACCUUCUCCCGCCCAACCGUUCAGUAUGGACGAGGUCUUCGAAAUGCUUCAAACAACACCGAUCACGAAUGGUCACAAAGCGAAAGGAUCAUGGGAGUUGCCACCACUGUCGUUCCAGCCAUCUAAGGCACUCCCCAACUCAGACAGCACUCGCGAGCCGGCGUUGGCUACGCUUACAACCUCAGGUGCACGAGAAUCAUCACAUAGUGUCAACGAGGGCUUGAAGGCUUCUGACGCUGGGGACAUUGGUACACCAUUGACGACGCCGCUUGUUCAUGAUGCUAAUCACGAACAAGAAGUUCUCAGGGAUGCUGGGAUGGUGGAGCCGGAAAGCCCCCCACCUACGAUCAGGAAACGGCCAGAGACUCCAACUCCAAGCCAGGACGGUGACUCUGCCAAGUUCAAGUCUCCAGAAGCGGAAAUAGGCGAGGGACGGACCAAGGUUCGUCGAAGUCUCCAGCGAACGCUUCGAGACUCAACGCAUACCCCAAGCCAUCACCGAAGUAGGAAGGGCAAGGAAUCUUCGAGUAGUGCAGGAUUAGUUGACGUGAUUUCCGCGAAAGCUGACAGCGAGGGUCUAGCUCGAAGCCCAGGGAGUUUUACUGUCCAUGGUAAGAAAGCGUCUGUCAUUAAUCUUGGAUCCGAGUGGCAAACGAUUUCACGCGACGAGCGUUUGAAGGGUCGGAAGGAUCGCCAGGAUGAUGGCUCAAGAUUACUCUUACCUUCCGUGGUCCUUGAUCAGGAUUUGUCGACCCGCUCGUUCUCCAACCAGAGCCAAAGGCCUGUAUCCGCCGUUUCUAUCAGUACGACCACUACCAGUACGACGCCCUUUCAAGAAGCGUCAGAAGGACCUCUUUUAGACACAGGUUCUGAGGCGGACUCCCGCCAGGUCCCCGAGCUUGUGGAUUUGUAA